GGCCAUGCCUCAGAGAUGUGGAAAAAUGAGCAGGCAGGGGGUUCAAAGUGGCUCUACCAGUGUCCCUGUUCCCUUCCAGGUACCAGGAUCAUCUAUGACCGCAAGUUCCUGAUGGAGUGUCGGAAUUCACCUGUGGCCAAGACACCCCCACGGGACCUGCCCACCAUUCCGGGGGUCACUAGCCCUGUAAGUGACGAGCCCCCCACUGAAGCCAGCCAGAACCACCUGCAGAACAGCCCUGAAGAUAAGCCAGCAGGCGGUGAAGAGUCACAGUUUGAGAUGGACAUUUAAAGGACCAGCCAGCAGAUCGAGCAAUGCCUCUGGGCCUCUCUGGCCCUUCUCCGGAGAAGAGUCACACCGCCAGUUAUCAUCCUGGGCAGGCAUUGGGUGGGGGUCGACCACCCCAGUCCUCUGCUCCCUCAGUCAGGGCACCAGUCCCCCCUUCCUCUUGGUGAACACCAGCAGAUACCUCUUUGUGCCUCCAUUCAUGCAAGAGCUGGCACCCCAAGGGGAGUGACUCUCAAGAGCACACACCCUGCAGCCUGGGGCCAGGAAGUGGACUUGGAGGAGCCCUUCUGAAUGACCAUCGGCUCUCUUCCUCUGAGGGCACACCACCCCUUCCUUAAGUUGGUGUGCUUGGGGAAGUCCCCCUCCCCUACUUCCUCAACAGAGGAAAUAAAAGCCACCUUUGCCCUUGGGCCAAAA
Messenger RNA from Myotis brandtii (Brandt's bat), 705 nucleotides. RefSeq names its product eukaryotic translation initiation factor 4E binding protein 1 (gene EIF4EBP1). Gene Ontology annotation, molecular function: eukaryotic initiation factor 4E binding. The transcript is spliced from 2 exons. Bases 16 to 291 code for a protein of 91 amino acids. The record is from RefSeq and is a predicted model, not a curated record. Gene Ontology annotation, biological process: negative regulation of translational initiation. NCBI's taxonomy places the organism in Eukaryota, Metazoa, Chordata, Mammalia, Chiroptera, Vespertilionidae. Gene Ontology annotation, cellular component: cytoplasm.